UGUUUACAUGUGACGGGAGCUGACAGGGAGAGGGUUUACAGGCACCAUGUCGGGGUCUAUAGAGAUCCCUCUUCGGGAUAGCGAUGAGGUUAUUGAAUUGGAUUUGACUCAACUCCCAGAAGGAGAUGAAGUACUUGGGAUCCUCACCAAUGAGAAGGUGCCACUCAAUUAUUGGGUGGAACUUGCCAUUGAAUAUUAUAAGCAAAAAAAUGAGGAGGACUUCGUGCGGAUCUUGGAAGCGAGCCGCACCGAUGCUAACGCAGUGUAUCGUGACUCAGACAAGGACCAGAUGCGUUCCUUUGACACACUGGCAGCUUACUAUGUCCAGAAAGCUAAUAAAGAGAAGGAUAAGACAGCCAAGAAGGACUUGUUCCAAAAAGCCACGUAUCUCUACACCACAGCUGAUAAAAUCAUCAUGUAUGACCAGAACCAUCUUCUGGGUCGAGCUUACUUCUGCCUGCUGGAGGGAGACAAAAUGGAACAGGCCGAUGCACAGUUUAACUUUGUGCUCAACCAGUCUGCUAACAAUAUUCCAUCUCUGCUGGGGAAAGCCUGUAUUGCUUUUAAUAAGAAGGACUAUCGAGGUGCAUUAGCAUUUUACAAGAAAGCCUUGAGAACUAAUCCGAAUUGUCCAGCUGCUGUUCGCUUAGGAAUGGGCCACUGCUUCAUGAAACUUGGGAACCAGGACAAGGCUCGCUUAGCAUUUGAACGAGCAUUGGAGUUGGAUGGAAUGUGUGUCGGGGCUCUUGUUGGUUUGGCGGUGUUGGAACUCAAUGAGAAGAAACCGGAAAAUAUUCGUAGGGGAGUUCAGAUGCUCUCGAAGGCGUAUAACAUUGAUUCUACCAAUCCAAUGGUGUUAAAUCAUUUGGGUAACCACUUCUUUUUCAAACAGGACUUCCAAAAAGUACAACAUCUUGGUUUACACGCAUUUCACAACACUGAAAAUGAAUCGAUGCGUGCUGAGUCCUGUUACCAAAUGGCACGGGCCUUCCACGUGCAAGAAGAUUACUCGCAGGCAUUCCAGUACUACUACCAGGCCACCCAGUAUGCUGCUCCCAACUUUGUCCUCCCGCACUAUGGUCUCGGCCAGAUGUACAUCAACAGAGGCGACACAGAAAAUGCGGCACAGUGUUUUGAAAAGGUUUUGAAGGCACAACCUGGUAAUUAUGAGACCAUGAAGAUUCUGGGCUCUCUCUAUGCCAGCUCCACCUCUCAGAGCAAACGAGACUUGGCUAAACAACAUCUCAAGAAGGUGACAGAACAAUAUAGUGAAGAUGUGGAAGCCUGGAUUGAACUAGCACAGAUCCUAGAGGGCAGUGACUUGCAGGGUUCACUCUCUGCCUACCACAAAGCUACUAAACUCUUACAAGACCUCGUGCAGAUGGACAUCCCUCCAGAGAUUCUUAACAACAUAGCAGCAUUGCAUUUUAGACUUGCCAAUUAUGAAGAGGCUCACAAGCACUUUAAGGAGGCCUGGGACCGUUGUGAGGCUGAGAAGGAGCAGGACCCCCAGUACUACUCCUCCAUCUCCGUCACCAUCAAGUACAACUCUGCUCGGCUGCACGAGAUGUUCUGUCAGUAUGAUAAGGCAGAGAAACUAUAUAAAGAAAUCCUCCAGGAUCAUCCCAAUUAUGUUGACUGUUAUCUUCGCCUUGGAUGUAUGGCAAGAGACCGAGGCCAGAUUUACGAUGCUUCUGAUUGGUACAAGGAAGCACUGCGAAUGAACAAUGAACAUCCUGAUGCCUGGUCACUGAUGGGCAACCUGCAUCUCGCCAAGAAUGAGUGGGGACCUGGACAGAAGAAAUUUGAAAGGAUUUUGAAGAAUCCCAGCACCACGAACGAUUCGUAUUCCCUGAUUGCCCUCGGGAACGUGUGGUUGACAACACUCCACCAGCCAAACCGAGACAAGGAGAAGGAAAGCAAGCAUCAAGACCGAGCCCUUGCCAUGUACAAAAGUGUCCUCCGAACUGAUCCAAGGAGUAUAUGGGCAGCAAAUGGCAUUGGUGCUGUGUUGGCUCACAAGGGAUACAUAAAUGAAGCAAGAGACAUUUUUGCUCAAGUAAGAGAGGCAACAGCAGAUUUCAGUGACGUGUGGAUGAACAUUGCCCACAUCUAUGUAGAACAGAAACAGUAUAUUAACGCUAUUCAGAUGUACGAAAAUUGUCAGAAAAAAUUCUUCAAGUUCCCAAAUGUAGAAGUUCUCGGGUAUUUGGCUCGGGCAUACUUCAAGGCUUCCAAGCUCAAGGAAGCUAAAUACACACUACUCAAGGCUCGUCAUGUUGCUCCACAUGACACCGUGAUCCUCUACAACCUGGCGUUGGUGCUACAGCGUCUGGCUAUGCAAGUACUUAGGGAUGAAAAGUCCGUCCUGAAGACAGUGUUGGCAGCUGUACAUGAGCUGACUCUGGCUCAGAAAUACUUCCAGCACUUGAGUGUCAAUGGAGAUCGUUUGAAGUAUGACUUGGGAGCUGCAGCAGCAGAGGCAAGUCAGUGCCGUGAUCUUCUGUCUCAGGCACAGUACCACGUAUCUCGAGCACGCAGACAGGAUGACGAAGAAAAGGCCCUGAGACGCAAGCAAGAUGAAGAGAGGCAGGCACUGAAACAGAAGGUUGUGGAAGAGAGACAGAAGAUGGAGGACAUGAGGCGGCAAAUCAUAGAAGAUAGGAUGAAAGCACGCGAGGAGUACAAGGAGAAGAUGAAGAAUGCUGUUAUUAUCUCGGAACCUGCCGAAAACACGAAGAGAGGUGGACGCGGUCGCAAACGGGAUAUUGAUAUUUUGUCAGAUGGUUCUGGAGGAGGGAGUGGAGGAGAGGGAGGUGAACCAAGGAGGAAGAAGGGGAAGGGCCGCAGGAAGAAGGAAACUGGAACGAAGAGAUCUAGGAGGGGGAAAGGUACCGGAAGUGACGACGACAAUGACGAUCGAGCCCGAGGCCGCAAACGAGGCAGAGCAGGAGGCAGCCAGAAGGGUAAGAAGUCGGCUUCAAAUGGACUUUCUGCCAGGCAGAAAGGACGUAUUGUCUCUAAAGCAACCAUUUCUGAUUCAUCUGACGACUCUGAUGAUGAGCGUCUCAAGAUUGCUAGUGGCUCCGAUAGCGACAGAGGAGGAACACAAACCAAACGACGUCGGGUUAUGUCUGAAUCUGGUUCUGAUCGUUCACGGUCCAGAUCACGUUCUAGAUCGCGUUCUAAAUCACGUUCAAGAUCGCGUUCGGGUUCGAGGUCUCGCUCAAGGUCACGCUCGGGUUCUGGUUCCAGGUCUGGCAGUCGUUCGGGUUCUGGAUCAAGGUCCCGAAGUCGUAGUGGCUCCAGGAAGAGUGGCUCGGCAUCACGAUCUAGGUCACGCAGUGGCUCACGUUCUGCAAGCCGCUCACCAGCAAGGUCACGAUCUGGAUCAAGGUCGAGGUCAAGAUCAAGUCCAGGUCAAGAUCCAAGUCCAGGUCAAGAUCCAAGUCCAGGUCAAGAUCCAAGUCCAGGUCAAGAUCCAAGUCCAGGUCAAGAUCCAAGUCCAGGUCAAGAUCCAAGUCCAGGUCAAGAUCCAAGUCCAGGUCAAGAUCCAAGUCCAGGUCAAGAUCCAAGUCCAGGUCAAGAUCCAAGUCCAGGUCAAGAUCCAAGUCCAGGUCAAGAUCCAAGUCCAGGUCAAGAUCUAGGUCAAGGUCACAUUCAAGGUCAAAAUCAAGAUCGGGCUCACCUAGAUCUAGGUCUGGAUCUCCCAGAUCUAGGUCUGGAUCUCCCAGAUCUAGGUCUGGAUCCCCUCAAUAUAGAUCUGGCUCACGAUCACCAGCAAAAUCAGGAUCAGAAGCUGAUAGUGAGUGAGUCUGGAGUAGCCUGUCUUAUAAAGUUUGCCUCUAAAAUUUUACUCUGUCAUUAUAGAUUUGAUUUUAGGAUGUAAUCUUUGUUCAAUAUCUCUUGAGAGAAAAAUCUUGUUAAUUACCAUUAUGGUAUGAGGUUGUAUUUUUAAUUAUCAAAAUGUAAGUAAUUAAGACAGACUUGUCUUUUAAACGGAUGACAUAUCUGUUGAAUCAGAUGUUUUAUUUGAUGACCAUAUAUUGACCUUUUUUGUUGACCAUAUAUUGACUUUUUUGAUGACUGUAUAUUGACCUUUUAUGUUGACCAUUUAUUGAUUUUUUUGAUGACCAUACACUGUAUAUUAACUUUUUUUUAUGACCAUAUAUUGAAAUUUUUUUGUUGACCAUUUACUGACUUUUUUGAUGACCAUACACUGUAUAUUGGCUUUUUUUUAUGACCAUAUAUUGACUUUUUUGUGUUUCAGUAGAUUUCCUAUUUAUAUAUAGGUCAUGUUACAAUAAAUGUAUUCUGUGAAUGAUGUUUUCAUUAUAUAUGCUUAUUUUGUAAGACUGUCUUAAGAAGCUACAAAAUAAAACAAGCAAUUCA
Messenger RNA from Homarus americanus (American lobster), 4392 nucleotides. RefSeq names its product RNA polymerase-associated protein CTR9 homolog (gene Ctr9). The coding region runs from base 47 to 3889 and encodes 1280 amino acids. The transcript has 18 exons. The record is from RefSeq and is a predicted model, not a curated record. NCBI's taxonomy places the organism in Eukaryota, Metazoa, Arthropoda, Malacostraca, Decapoda, Nephropidae. Gene Ontology annotation, biological process: regulation of DNA-templated transcription. Gene Ontology annotation, cellular component: Cdc73/Paf1 complex. Gene Ontology annotation, molecular function: RNA polymerase II complex binding.